This is a messenger RNA of Nomascus leucogenys (northern white-cheeked gibbon), 2374 nucleotides long. It is a transcript of the gene GALNS, whose product is annotated as galactosamine (N-acetyl)-6-sulfatase. NCBI's taxonomy places the organism in Eukaryota, Metazoa, Chordata, Mammalia, Primates, Hylobatidae. The record is from RefSeq and is a predicted model, not a curated record. Gene Ontology annotation, molecular function: N-acetylgalactosamine-6-sulfatase activity; arylsulfatase activity.
GCCCCGCCCCGCAGCCCAGCCGGAAGGGCCGGCGGACGUUCGCUAGGUCGGCUCGCUGGCCCGGGCUCCGAGGCUCCCGUGGUUGCCAUGGCGGCGGUUGUCGCGGCGACGAGGUGGUGGCGGCUGUUGCUGGUGCUCAGCGCCGCGGGGAUGGGGGCCUCGGGCGCCCCGCAGCCCCCCAACAUCCUGCUCCUGCUCAUGGACGACAUGGGAUGGGGCGACCUCGGGGUGUAUGGAGAGCCCUCCAGAGAGACCCCCAAUUUGGACCGGAUGGCUGCAGAAGGGAUGCUUUUCCCAAACUUCUAUUCUGCCAAUCCUCUGUGCUCGCCUUCCAGGGCGGCACUGCUCACAGGACGGCUGCCCAUCCGCAAUGGCUUUUACACCACCAACGCCCACGCCAGAAACGCCUACACACCGCAGGAGAUCGUGGGCGGCGUCCCAGACUCGGAGCAGCUGCUGCCGGAGCUUCUGAAGAAGGCCGGCUACGUCAGCAAGAUCGUCGGCAAGUGGCAUCUGGGUCACAGGCCCCAGUUCCACCCCCUGAAGCAUGGAUUUGAUGAGUGGUUUGGAUCCCCCAACUGCCACUUUGGACCUUAUGACAACAAGGCCAGGCCCAACAUCCCUGUGUACAGGGACUGGGAGAUGGUUGGCAGAUAUUAUGAAGAAUUUCCUAUUAAUCUGAAGACAGGGGAAGCCAACCUCACCCAGAUCUACCUGCAGGAAGCCCUGGACUUCAUUAAGAGACAGGCGCGGCGCCACCCCUUCUUCCUCUACUGGGCUGUCGACGCCACGCAUGCACCCGUCUAUGCCUCCAAACCCUUCUUGGGCACCAGUCAGCGAGGGCGGUAUGGAGACGCCAUCCGGGAGAUUGAUGACAGCAUUGGGAAGAUGCUGGAGCUCCUCCACAACUUGCACAUCGCGGACAACACCUUCGUCUUCUUCACAUCGGACAACGGCGCUGCCCUCAUUUCCGCCCCUGAACAAGGUGGCAGCAACGGCCCCUUUCUGUGUGGGAAGCAAACCACGUUUGAAGGAGGGAUGAGGGAGCCUGCCCUCGCAUGGUGGCCGGGGCACGUCGCCGCAGGCCAGGUGAGCCACCAGCUUGGCAGCAUCAUGGACCUCUUCACCACCAGCUUGGCCCUUGCGGGCUUGACACCACCCAGCGACAGGGCCAUUGAUGGCCUCAGCCUCCUUCCCACCCUCCUGCAGGGCCAGCUGAUGGAGAGGCCCGUCUUCUAUUACCGCGGCGACACACUGAUGGCGGCCACCCUUGGGCAGCACAAGGCUCACUUCUGGACCUGGACCAACUCCUGGGAGAACUUCAGACAGGGCAUUGAUUUCUGCCCUGGGCAGAACGUUUCAGGGGUCACGACCCACAACCUGGAAGACCACACGAAGCUGCCCCUGAUCUUCCACCUGGGACGGGACCCAGGGGAGAGGUUCCCCCUCAGCUUUGUCAGCGCCGAGUACCAGGAGGCCCUCGGCAGGAUCGCGUCAGUCGUCCAGCAGCACCAGGAGGCCUUGGUCCCCGGGCAGCCCCAGCUCAACGUGUGCAACUGGGCGGUCAUGAACUGGGCACCUCCAGGCUGUGAAAAGUUAGGGAAGUGUCUGACUCCUCCAGAAUCCAUUCCCAAGAAGUGCCUCUGGUCCCACUAGCGCCUGCGCGGACCCAGGCCAGGCCUGGAAUCUCCGGUUGGCCCUGCAAGUGCCUGGAGGGAGGACGGCUCUGGCCUCGGUGCUCCCCCAACCCUGCCCAAGCCAGACAGACGGCACCUGCAGACGCAGAGGCCCUGCACAGCUCCACCUGCAGGACCUGACCCUGCAGACGCGGGGGGGCUGCACAGCCCCACCUGCCGGACCUGACCCUGGGGUGUGCUCGGCCUUCCUCGCCCACAGCGCCUCAGGCCUCAGACCUCAGGACUCUGCCGUCUCACGCCUUUGUGAACCCCAAAUAUCUGAGACAGGUCUCAGUUUAUUUUGCCAAGGUUAAGGAUGCGCCCAUGACAGCCUCAGGAGGUCCUGACAACAGGUGCCCGAGGUGGCUGGGGAUACAGUUUGCCUUUAUACAUCUUAGGGAGACAUAAGAUCAGUAUGUGUGUGACGUACAUUGGUUCAGUCAGACUUCCACUGAAUACACGAUUGAGUCUGGCCCAGUGAAUCCGCAUUUUUAUGUCAACAAUAAGGGAAUGGAGCAAUCAGAUAAGCGUUUGUCUCAGGGGAGCCCCAGAGGGAUGACUUCCAGUUCCGUCUGUCCUUUGUCCACAAGGAAUUUCCUUGGGCGUUAAUUAUGAGGGAGGCGUGUAGCUUCUUAUCAUUGUAGCUAUGUCAUGUAGAAAUAAAACGGGAAGCAGAUUUGCCUAAUUCCCUGCUUGAC